AUGAAAAGAACGAUGGAAGGAGCGGAAAAGAAUGCAGACAAAUUGGCUCAGCGUAUAUUACCACAACGUCCGCACCACCUUACAUUGUCCCUAACGGACAAGUACCCCGAGCCUGCUGGGUUCUGGUACACCGGAAAGAGUCACCGAUUACAGUACACCACCUUCCUCUCAGAUUGCGAUCGAGGCAUCCUCAUCACGCGGCCCUCGUAUGACAUUUGCGAGGAGCCCGCGAGCGCCCCCAGCGCUAUGCCUCCAAAACCGGCUCUCCCUAACGGGGAAGCCAAGAAGAAACUUUCGUUCAAGGAUUACCAGAAUCGGAGGAAACAGUCACCACAGGACCCUUCUGCCACACCAAAGGGGGAUGCCAAGCUUGAGGCCAAGGGUGACACCAAAGUCAAUGGCACAGUGGAACGAAGUGCACCGGUAAAGGAGAACGUCAAGCCUGACGACGCCAAGGCAAAGACGAAGCCUGCUAGGACAGAGGGAGGAGAGUCAGAAAAGCCCCGUAUCACGGUCAAUGGAGACAGCAUGCGAAGCUCCCACACACAGUCUCAGGUCGAGGUCGAUAGUCGGAAACGGGCUGCAGAUACCGAACGCGACCAACCCAAGCGUCCCAGGCCGGAUACUAACCACGAGACACCACGCCUUCCCCCGAAACCGGAGGCACCACGAAAUCGCCUGGGCGACAGAACCGACAAGGAUACCAGAAAGGAGUCUCUGCACCCGACGACCAAUGGACAGGCCCGCUCUGCCGCAGACAGGGAGCGUGAUGUCAGCGCUUCUCCCAAGUCCACGAUCCUAGUGAACGGGUCGAAGCCAUAUAAGGAGAGUACCCCAGUCUCACCGCGGAGGAAGCGAGAUACAGCGUCAAAAGCACCUGUGCCUGCAUUACUGUCGCCUUUACACCCUUCCCUACUCGCAGGCGAGUCGGAUAAGCCCAAAUCAAAGAAGCCGGCAGAAAAGGCCCCACCGAAGCCUCUGAAGAUUGACAGUUCGAAGAAGAAGUUUGAAAUCCCGGCGCUCUUGUCUCCUACCCUGCCUGCGAUUGUUGAGGAGGAGCUGGCACGCAAGUUCAAAAUCACACCGUCCAAGACUGAGCUUAGGGACAUCAAGACCCAGCUACCAGAUUCACCUAGCAUUGCGAGGAAGACCAAGGUGAAGGCUGAGCCUAUCGAGGAGGAAGACGAAGAAGAGGAGGAACAAGAACCUUCCUUGCUUGUCACGUUGAAGCUUAAGAAAGCGAAUGCCAAGAGGGCAAAGGAUCUCCUUAGCCUGCCGUCUAAAGCUGUUAAGGAUGCAAUGAGGAAGGAGCGCACGGCUGCAAGAGCAGAGGCUACCCCUCCGCCUGCUAGAAAACGACCACGGGCCCCGGACGAUACACCCUCAGAAUCUGUCGCGGCAAAGCGACCCAAGUCAUCAAUCGGCGACACAGUUAUUGCCAGACCAACAGGCAUGACAACACCACUCAAACCCAGCGCACCUGCCAUGUCCCGUGUCCCGUCAACUCAAUCUCAGAACGCAACACCAGGGCCGCCCCCGACGAGACACAUCACUCCAGGCAUGGGCGAGCGCUCGUCUGUACCACCACUCCCUCCCCCAUCAGCCGAGGCCGCGCCGUUCCGCGAGCGAGACAUCGAGUAUCGCGCAUACGGUGGCAAACUGAAGCACCAGCGUGACGCAGUCGACGCACAGCUUCGCGAUCCAGCCAAGCUCAAGACCCUUUCGUCGGCCGCCGUGACUCUGGAGAACAAGCGCGCCAUGGUUCUUCACAUCGAAAUGGUGCUCGCUUACAUGAUCGCGUUUUAUAAUUUCAACCACUCCCGGAUGAUGGACCGCCGACCGCCCGAUUUCGCGACGUGGGAGUCUCUGGUCCCGCACUUCAGCGAGCUGAAGAAGCGCGUCUACAGCGUCCGACCGUUCCGGAUCCUCACGACACAGCUGUUCGCCGUCAUGCUCGAGCACAUCACCGCAACCUUCAGCCAGGCCGACCAGGCGACGGCCCCGGCCCUGCUUGCGAGGUGGCAAAAGAUGGAGCGUCUGAGACCCGAGGUGUGGCAUGAGCUCUACGGACUGUCCGAUUUCGUGGACGACAAGCGGGUCAAGAUGACGGUUGGGCCGUGGACAAAGAUCGAGGAGGCGGUGCUGAGCGCGAUGGGCGUCAUGGAGAGGUGGGCGGAGAUUGAGGAGGUUAAGUGGACGCCUACGAUCAUGAAGUCUGAGAUGGCGGCUGAGGCGAAGAAGGAGAAGGAGCAGGAGAAGGAAAAGGAGAAGGAUCACCAGCCGCAGCGUGAUAGGGAGCGUGAGCGUGAGCGCGAACGGGACCGGGACCGGGAUAGAGACCGAGAUCGGGAUAGGGAACCGCCACACCACCGAGAGCAGCAGCGUGAUCGCGAGAAGGAGCGAGACAGGGACGCUAGGGUGAGGGACAUGAGCAGGGACCGAGUCCGCGACCGCGAGCGAGGAGGCGAACGAGGCGGAGAACGGGACCGACCACCGCCAAGGGGGGAGCGCGAUCCCAGAGACACCAUCCGAGGUGGAGGAGGACAUCCAGUCAAGGACAUGCGCGACCGCGACCGCGAUAGGCUGUACAACAACGACGGUAGAUCCUCCACCAGGGGCCGAGACCGAGACAGAGAGAGGUCCAGGACAAGGGAUAGGGAUAUUGGUAUUGGUGGUCGCGAUCCUCCGCCGAUGCGCUCGGUGGAUUUGAGACUACCGCUACCGCCGCCACCGCCUCAUCACCAUGGCUUGCCGCCGAGGACGAAUGGGUACAGGUAG
This is a messenger RNA of Neurospora tetraspora, 2778 nucleotides long. RefSeq lists its product as uncharacterized. Bases 1 to 2778 code for a protein of 925 amino acids. The transcript has a single exon. Lineage: Eukaryota; Fungi; Ascomycota; Sordariomycetes; Sordariales; Sordariaceae. The record is from RefSeq and is a predicted model, not a curated record.